This is a messenger RNA of Parastagonospora nodorum SN15, 1230 nucleotides long. RefSeq lists its product as hypothetical. The coding region runs from base 1 to 1230 and encodes 409 amino acids. NCBI's taxonomy places the organism in Eukaryota, Fungi, Ascomycota, Dothideomycetes, Pleosporales, Phaeosphaeriaceae. The transcript is spliced from 3 exons. The record is from RefSeq and is a predicted model, not a curated record.
AUGAACUCUCGAAAGCUUCGAUAUUUCGGUGAAGCCUUCCCUCCUACACAGCAGCAAGCGCCAGCAGUCACUGACAUAAGGAAAGGGCUCCCGGAGCCAGCUGCGAAGAAGUUUGUGGGACUUGCGCAGCUCGGUGCUGGACCUCGAGGCGGAAAAGGUGGUCCUCUGCCACCAACAUCUGCACCAAGGAAGAAGAGUGUAGAUGCCGAAGCCCCCGUGAAGGGUCAAGAGGAGAAUGUCAAGGCGCCUGCAGUGCAGCAGCAACGCAAUGCGCCAGCAAUGAACCAAAUGCCUCCAACCCCCGAGGAAGAUAGAGCACCUACACCGCCUCGGAAAGUAGCAAUAGGCCUCCCAUCCAACCCGCGCGCCAAAGGAGGAGCGGCGUCUCCGAAGCACGUUCGGGGCAAAAGCAGCACUGGCUUUAGCCUUCUGAAGAUUAUUGAGACUCUGACUCCAGAAUGGACUCCUUCUCCAACACUGAAGCCAGAGCAGCUGAAGGACCAAGCCAUAUCGCCAGUCUCGCCACUUCCACCUCCCACAGAGCAGCGGAGGCCCUUCAGCUUCGAAGCAGCGUCAGCAUCUGCCGCGGCACCCCAGAUCCAAGAACAGCCCAAAUCUGCCGUUCCCAUCGUCACACCUCCGUCAGUGGCCGCGCCGCCUGCGCAAGAUGAUUCUCCCAUCCGACCAUCAUCCGCCGAUCUCUGUGGGGCGAGUCCAACAGCCAGCGGCUCGACACCUCCCACGCCCAGCGCCGCCCCAGCCUCACAAGAGCCCGAGACUACCACCGUUCUCCCCGUGCCAGCAGUCACCGUCCAGCCAUCACCGAUCCAGCAGACCCACCCUGCAGUCACUGAACCACCCUCUACGCCCCCACCCUUCGCCCCUCUAACCCGCGCCCCGAUCCCGCUCCCAGAAGUCCUGAUCCCAGCAAUUACGCCCUCACAUCUAUCGUGCUACACCAGUCACCGCAACGUCAUCUGGAGCAACAACACGUUCCAGCCCAUGGGCUGCAUGAUCUGCCACCUCAACAACCGCGAGCGCAAGUGGUGCUGUACGUGGUGCCAGCUGCGCAUCUGCAUGAACUGUAGCCAGGAGCUGUGCAUGGUGCCUGGACGGAAUUUAGAGGUGUACCUGCAGGAGCGGGAGAAGUUGGGUGCGGCACAGGAGAGGAACAGAGUCCCGGAGAAUGUGCUGAGUGCGGUGUAUGAGCGCGAUGAGGACUUUUCGUGA